Molecule: messenger RNA, 1968 nt
Organism: Chironomus riparius
Lineage: Eukaryota; Metazoa; Arthropoda; Insecta; Diptera; Chironomidae
Source: the annotation of a GenBank genome assembly
AUGAAAAUAUCAAAAGUUUUAUCGUCAUUUUUGGCACUUCUCAUCCUGAACUCAACUUUCAGCACAAAUUUCAUCCUCAAAACUUCACAAAAUGAAAAAAAGUUGUCAAAUUAUGUCUGCAAAGUCAUCAAAGAAAUCACAAAGGCUAAGAAUGACACUCAGGAUGUCUUGAUUGGUAACUUGAGUGGGAAGUUGUGGUCAUCGACAGUCAAUGACAUUGCUGGAUGUGUUGGACAAGAAGCUGCUGUGGUCCUUAGUGAUUUUAAAAUGUUGCUGAAAGAAAAGACAUUAAGGAAGGCAGCUGUAAUUAUAAUAGCAUUAAGUUCAGCCGAUCAUAAAAUUGUAAAUUUCCUGGUAAAUGUCCAUAAGUUUUCAAAAGUUUCGCAUCAUAUGGCUAAAUUUAUCAUCAUUGUGCCUAAAGACACCAAAUUCGAUCAGCGAUUCAAACUUAUUAAUUCGUUCAUUGCUUUUGGCUUUCAAAAUGUUGUUUGUGUUCAUGAAACUGCCAAUCACGACAUCCAAUGGGAAACUUACUUUUCCCUCGAUAAUAAAAAAUCUGUCGAGUUGAAUGAUGUUGGCACCGAGCUAAUAUUUCCGGAUAAAUUGAGAAACAUGUUUGGGUAUCCAUACAAAGUUUACGUCUACAGUCAAAUUCCAAAAUUGAUAAUUAGUCAUGGACGACCUCUAACACCGUUGGCUCAUUUCAUGUCGGCAGUUCAAAAGAUCCAAAAUGCAACAGUUCUUUACAAAGUUUUGAAGCAUGAAACUUUGUUGAAAAAUGUUUGGAUGGAUCGAUUAAUGGACCUAACCCUAAAUACUGGAUAUAAGUUUUAUACAUCCGAACCUAAGCUGAUGACAUAUGAGGACAGUGGAUACUGUGCAUUGAUUCCGUUGCCAUCAGAAACAUCAUAUUCUCAACUUAUCUUUAUCAAACCAUUCGAUGGACUAACUUGGCUGUUCUUAGCUCUCACUAUGGCUUGUUCUGUUACUGUCUGGUGGAUGUUCCAAGGUCGUGGUGCUGUUGAUUCUCCUAGGCUCCUAGUUUAUGGCAUGUUUGUCAUGUUCAUCGGACAAGGCGUUGAUUUCAGUCGAAAGAACCGCUUAGUGCUGAUAAUUCUGUUGCAAUUGAUCAUUGUGAUGAUUUGGAUACUCUGCAAUGCAUAUGAAGGUGUUAUCACAUCCUUCAUGAUCCAACCAAUCCAAGAAGAACGAAUGUUGACAUUCGAUGAUUUAGUUGCAUCAGAUUAUGAGAUUAUCACUGAUGAAGUAUUUACCAGGGCUAUUAGGGAUACUGGAAUCUAUAAAUCAUUGAUGAUGAGACUAAAUUCGUCCGGAAACCAACUUAGAGAUGAGCUUAAAACUGAAAUUCCAAGACAGCACUAUGUAUUCAUCAUGAAUUGUGACAUAGCUGAAAUCAUGAUCGAUAUCCCAACUGUAACUGGCAAGAUAGUAUCAAACUUUUACUAUUUGCUGCCUGAGAAGAUGUUUUCAUACCUUGAAGAACUUGAAGCCAGCUUUUUCAAUCCAUAUGUUGAAAGACUUCAGUACUUUAUGGAUUUGUCAUUUCAAGCUGGUUUGAUGCACAUCUGGAAGGUUAUGUCACCUGAAAAUAGAUUUUUCGAAAGAUUUCGUCAAUCAUCAAGCGAGCAAACUUAUCUUGAGCUUAAAGAUUUUGUGGUAGUCUUUUGUAUUCUUAUGGCUGGAUGUGCUUUAUCAUUGGGACUGUUUAUAAUUGAGAUCUUCUUUCAUGACAUCAUCCAGAAAUUAGAGCUUGCAAAUCUAGCACGGAAUUUGAAAAACCAAGUUCAUCAGAUGGCAUAUAAGAAGAGAAAGCAGCCAAAGCAUCCAAAAUAUCAAAGAGGUGCACUUUACUACAUCAUUCAUAGGCACAAGCGAGUCAAGAGAUUGAAGGCUAGAAAGUUGAAAGUUCGAAGGAUUUAUGUCCAGCCUAGGUUUCCUAUGGACUAA